Lolium perenne is the source of this 604-nucleotide messenger RNA. The record is from RefSeq and is a predicted model, not a curated record. NCBI's taxonomy places the organism in Eukaryota, Viridiplantae, Streptophyta, Magnoliopsida, Poales, Poaceae.
UUGAACUAAUGAACAAAUGUAAUCAAUUCAGGGGAAUGCUCCAGCAUCAGUUCAGAAACUAAAAGUAAAAAAUCACAGAGAAAGGGUAAAAGAAACCAAAUAAUUCCCUACUCCACGACAUCGUCUACUCCAGUAGCAUAAUAGAGCAAACGCGAGACUGAAAUCCGGAUUUGCAUAUGCUUGUGCUGGAGCCGCCUGGGCUACCGCAGGUAGAUGGCAGCCCAGAUCGAGCUCACAUUGUCCUGUCGACGCAGGGAGGAGAUGUAUGUCGAAGUGCUCACAGGUUGGGUCGCUGCCCCGGUUCACCAUGGCGUCGGCAAGGGCGGAGCUGCCGAAGAGCUCCCCGGACUGCACCGUGUGCCUGUCGCCGUUCACGCCGGACGCGGAGCUGCGGCUGCUCCCCGCAUGCCGGCACGCGUUCCACGCGUGGCUGCGCACCUCCCCGACCUGCCCGCUCUGCCGCACCACCGUCGCGCUCCCGCACGGCCGCACCCCCUCCAUCUCGCUUCCGAGAAUUAGCAGGGACCGUUUCCGUGUCGAGAUGGGCAGCGUCAGCAGCCGCGGCUCGCCCAUCAGUGUCGGCAGCGGUGGCCGGCGGGGGUGA